CAUUUUGUCGGCUUGCAUACAGAGUUAGCGCUGUUGUGUGAGGCGCUGUGUGUGAGUUUUCAGUAAUGGACGGCAUCAGUGAUGUUGCGGUUGGUGUAAAGAGGGGGUCUGAUGAGCUGUUGUCCAGUAGUAUGUACAGCGGUACCACUUUGGGGAUGAGCAGUAUCAGCGACAGCACGUCGAAUGGAAGUGACAGCAAGAAGUUGAGAGUAGAAGAGAGGGUGGGAGACGCUCCGCCAUCACGUGUCCUGCACAUCAGAAAACUACCCAAUGAAGUCUCGGAGGCAGAAAUCAUCGCAUUAGGGCUGCCGUUUGGAAAGGUCACUAAUAUCCUCACACUGAAGGGCAAAAACCAGGCAUUCCUCGAGCUCAGCACAGAGGAAGCAGCCAUCACCAUGGUGAACUACUACUCCGCGGUUACACCGCACGUACGAAACGUCCCGGUGUUCAUCCAGUAUUCAAAUCACAAAGAACUCAAGACCGAAACAAACCAGUCGGGUGGAACGACCACGUCCGGCUCCGGUGAUGGAACGCUCGCGACGCCCAGCAGUCCAGUCCUGAGGAUUAUCAUCGACAACAUGUUCUACCCCGUCACUCUAGAUGUGUUGCAGCAGAUCUUUUCAAAGUUUGGCACAGUUAUGAAAAUCAUCACGUUCACUAAGAACAAUCAGUUUCAGGCCCUGCUGCAGUACAAUGACGCGGCGAGCGCCCAGCAAGCCAAAGUGGCGCUGGACGGUCAGAACAUAUACAACGCUUGCUGCACGCUGAGGAUAGACUACUCCAAACUCGUCAACCUGAAUGUAAAGUACAACAACGAUAAGAGCAGGGACUAUACCAGACCAGAGCUGCCUGCGGGCGAUGGCCAGCCUACCGUGGACCCAUCGGUGGCAGCGGCUUUUGGCAAGGAUACGAACUCCCUGCUCGGUAAGAUCCCAGGUGCUUUAAGUCCUCUGAGUGCAGCGGCCGCGGCGGCAGCAGUGGCGGGUCGAGUGGCGCUGUCGGGACACAGCGGUAACGGCGUCCUCCUGGUCAGCAAUCUAAACGAAGAGAUGGUUACGCCCCAAAGUCUGUUUACCCUCUUCGGGGUGUACGGUGACGUGCAGCGCGUGAAGAUCCUCUAUAAUAAAAAAGACAGCGCGUUAAUACAGAUGGCCGAUUUGAAUCAAGCCCAACUUGCAAUGAGCCAUCUGAAUGGUCAGAAGAUGUAUUCGAAGAUCAUCCGUGUGACCAUGUCCAAGCAUCAGACGGUUCAGUUGCCCAGGGAUGGCUUGGAUGAUCAAGGUCUCACCAAGGAUUUCACCAACUCCCCUCUCCAUCGUUUCAAAAAGCCCGGCUCCAAGAACUUCCAGAACAUCUUCCCUCCCUCAGCCACGCUGCAUUUGUCCAACAUCCCGCAAGACAUCACAGAAGAAGAUCUCAGAGUUUUGUUCACCAACUCCGGAGGAACCGUCAAAGCCUUCAAGUUUUUCCAGGAUCGUAAAAUGGCUCUCAUCCAGCUGUCAACAGUCGAAGAGUCCAUUCAGUGCUUGAUCGACCUCCACAACUACAACAUGGGCAACAACCACCACCUGAGGGUCUCCUUCUCCAAAUCGACCAUUUAAAAGACGCCGAGACGCGGCUCUUUUGUCUAACGUUACUCGUUGACUGUUUGGCUACACUGGGGACCACAGUUUGACACUCUUUUGUUUGUUUACUGGUCAUUCCUUGUUAAAAAAAUUAAAAAUCCUCGCCCCCCUUUCGUGUGCGGUUCUCCCCAAUCCGCCUCCCCCCCUUUUUACCGUAAUUAGUUGACGAAGAAUGUGCCUUACUCGACAAACCAGAAUAAACAUUUUUCACAUUCGCGGAUUUUCAUAAGGGCAAGCGGUCAACCGUACUGGGACUGGGGUUUAUUCCUUGUGAAAGUUUCGAGGUUUGGGGGGCGGGGGCUCUCGCUUGUGCGCUUGUGUAAAAUGUACAGCGUGUGAAACGUGCCACACAAUUCAGACCCGUGUGUGAUUAUUUUGUAGUAGUUUGUAUUUUGGGUUUUGCUUAUUUGAUCCGCUAGGGUUGUGAAUCUUGGUAAAACAAGCAGUGGAAUGUAAACGAAGGACAAUUCUAGCGAUUCUUUUAGGCAGUGUAAUGUUUACCACACGCUGGAGUGAUUUUAAAAGCGUUUCUUUUCUUUAUAAACCGAUUCAUGCUUAGAAAUAUAGUGUCGUAUUUCAUUUUGGCGUAGUAGCUAGGCCUUGAGCUUAACGUGUUGAUUUUAUUUUCCGUUUAGACGUACGUCUGCAUGCGCUUAAUCGGUUCGCUCGUAAAGUCCUUAGAGGGGGUGUAGGGGUCAACCUGGUGGGACCAAAGUUUGUGCCUUUAGUCUUAAUUUACUGAACAGAUUUUUAGGAAAAAAAAGUCCUCAUUUUGUAUUUUCUGAAAACGAAACAAACCCGUGGACAGGCUGAUAUUUAUAUGAACCGUAUUGAAAGUCAUGGUUACAUAAAUGGCGUAACCCAUUAGCUGCUAAGGUUCGUGGGUUUUCUCACAUAUUAAUGGGCUGUGAAUUUUCAAACUGGUCAAGAAGUUAUGUAUAGUUUUAUUUCUUGGUUUUCUUUUCUUUAUUUUUUUAACACCUAACAGAAUGUAAGCUUCAGAGCUGUUUGGACGAGGCACAAUUAAAAGACGGUGUUUUCUAACAAA
Trichomycterus rosablanca is the source of this 2673-nucleotide messenger RNA. RefSeq names its product polypyrimidine tract binding protein 2a (gene ptbp2a). The transcript has 14 exons. Gene Ontology annotation, molecular function: mRNA binding. Gene Ontology annotation, cellular component: nucleus. Gene Ontology annotation, biological process: mRNA processing; regulation of RNA splicing. NCBI's taxonomy places the organism in Eukaryota, Metazoa, Chordata, Actinopteri, Siluriformes, Trichomycteridae. The record is from RefSeq and is a predicted model, not a curated record. The coding region runs from base 66 to 1601 and encodes 511 amino acids.